GGACAGCCUCAGCAACGGCCAUCCGGCGCCUGCCCCGUCGACUCCUCGCCAAUCCCCAAGCCCCGGACCCCGACCCCGAGGGCGAGCGACGAAGGAGCUGUCAGCAGGACCAGCGAUGACUUCGUCCACUGCCGCUGCCGCUGCCGCCGCUGGCCGCAAUGGCUUUGGCCUGCACCACCCGCAGCCUGCGCAUUCGCCCAAGCCCGCAACGCCUGCGCCCGCGCCCGAGACCGCUCCCUCAGCGCACACCGAAGACUCUGCUCACCCUCACCGCACAGCUGCUGCCGGCUCGCUGCAUCGCCAGCACCCGUCGAAUCCGCCAGCAUCGUCUUCUGCUCCUCCAACUGCUCCUCCAACUGCCCCAAUCGCGUCGGCCCCGGCCCCGGCCGCAGCGCCUGAAUCACAAACCGCGAACCCGACCGCUCCCGCAUCCACAUCCGCGUCGGCUUCCGCAUCGACAGCGGCAUCAACAUCAGCACCAUCAACAUCAGCCCAUCCUCCUCCGCCUUCGACGCCGCCGCCCCCGUUCCGCUCUGCCGUCGCCGCCAUGGCCGCCGACCACCAAGCGGGGGCCUCCGAUGCCCAGCCAGCAUCAACAACUGCCGAUGGCGCCCCCUCAGCCGACCACGCAAUGCCGGAUGCUCCUGCCCUCGACGGCUUCGACGCGACACCGCGGCCCGCUGAGCCUCAACCUCAGGCAACGCCCGUACAACAGCAACUGCACCUCCACCACGACACAGCCAUGGCCGCGCCCGACCACUUCGCUCCCUCCACGCCCUUCACCCCGGCUGCGAUACCUAGUCUAGAUCAGCACGCCUACAUGAUGAUGGCCUUGGCGUCCAUGUCCGGAGCCCCCAGCGCCAUGUCGCCGCCUCCAACCGUCACUCCCUCCCAGGUCACCCUACCUAACCCCAUGGAUGAGGCCUUCCACGGCCUCGCCCCCGCAAACGCCAUCCGUCAGGCCGGUGCCGACAAGGCCCUCGAAUCCUUUGCGCGGGUUGAGUUUGCCGACAGUGUCUUCCAGAUGACCACCUACGCCGUCAUCAUCGGCAGAGAUCAGCGCGCUCUCGAGCAGGCCCGUCGCGAUGAGAAACGUGCGGAUGAGCACAGGCGUCGCGUCGAGGACAACGCCAAUCGGGGUCUUCCCCCACCCUCGCCCAUCGCGUACGAGCGGGGAAAAUUUAGCAAGUCCUAUGUCAGUGAGGAAGGUGGAAUGCUAGGGCCUGAAUCAGACAAUGGAGAGAAUGGCCGGCCCGCGAAGCGACGCAAGACUAGUACUCAAGGCUCAUCGCAAAAUGAAAACGACGAAGCGCAACAGGCCCAGGAGAACAUGAUUUCGAAUCGACAAUAUGUGUCUCACACACCCGGCGCCGCCGCUGUAGACUUGACCUCACUGAGGCCCUCCCCAUGGCAUGUUCCCUUUAUCGGUAUCCACUCUCCGGGUCCCAAUAUUGCGACUAAAACCAAGGCCAUCUCACGAGAGCAUCUCAAGAUUGCGUACAAUCAAGAAGAAGGCGUGUUCGAGGCCAUCCCUCUGCAUAAGAAUGGCUUCUUCUGCGAGGAUGUGCAUUACAAGAGUGAAAAGGUCGUGUUGAAAUGUGGUGACCGGCUUCAGAUCAAGGACAUUGAUUUCCGCUUCUUGAUCAACGGCGUGGAGCGAGGUUGUACUGGGGCGGAAGAAGACGUGGAGGAGAUUACUCCAACAACAAAGAAACGUACUCAUGGCGGAAAGGAGAUGAGCUUUGACUUCGAGUCCUCACACGGCAAUGGCGAAGUACGUGACACGAGUGAUGAGCUUUCCGAAGUGGCCAGCCCACCCGAACUGUCCGACUUUGGAGAUGGAGAUGCAGAUGGAGAUGCUGAAGGGGACCCUGAAGGGGACCCUGAAGAGGAUGCUGAAGUGGAUGCCGAAGGGGAUGUAGAUGGAGAUGGGGAGGAAGAAGAGAUCGAGGAGGCCGACGUCGUCGAGACGGUCGAGGCAGAGCUUGAGAGGCCUAGCCUCGACCCAGAAGGCAGGGUCAAGCAUGAACUCAUGCCCCAACCACAUCCGCUAAUGCCACAGAUGCCCAAGAAGCGAGGACCCGGAAGGCCACCGAAGAAUGGAAUUAUGUCGAAGCGAGAGCAGCGCCUAUUGAAAAAGCAACAGCAGGAGAUGGCUAAGAAGACGCUGCCCCAGGCACCACCGGUUGAGCCUCCCAUCAAGCGGAAGGUCGGGCGACCUAGGAAACAUCCGCUACCGGAGAAUUCAAGCGAACGACCAGAGAAGCGCAAGUAUAAACCUCGGAAACCGAAGAACGAGGAUGGCGCAGAAGGAUCGGACGCAGAGCGGCGUGCCAGAGAGAAGAAAGAGAAGAAGGCUCGCCCCAAGUCACCUCCGCUGGAGCUCAAGAUAGAGGACUACACCGAAGAGCAACUUCAGAAACCCAACAAGAACUACGGUGUGCUUAUCGACGAGACCCUUACCGCGGCGGGCCCAGACGGUCUCACGCUCAAGCAAAUUUACAAGCGAAUUUGUCAGAGAUAUCCAUGGUUCUAUUUCCACACCGAAACCAAAGGCUGGGAGAGCAGUGUCCGACAUAACCUCAUUGGGAACGAGGCCUUCAAGAAGGAUGAGACGACGAAUCUUUGGUCGCGUGUUCCGGGCGUCGAGUUGGACGCGGGAAAGAAGCGCAAGGCAUCAUCACCAGAUCGAGGGCUGGCGGCGGCUCAAGCCUAUGGUCAAUAUCCAUACCCAUACAACGCUGCGCAGCACAUCCCUCCCGGCGCCCCCGGCUAUCAUCCCCCCAGCCAAGCGCCUCCAGUGUACCAAGUACCCGCAUACAAUGCGCAGCAAGGCCAGCCAGGACGGCCGGUGCAACCAUAUGGGGCAUCCGCAUCACCCCCGGGUCAGCCAGUUCUGCCCGUGGCAUCUCAACUGCCAGCGCCAGCACAGUUGCCAGGCUAUGGGCCUCCGCCGGCUCCCGCCCGGCCACAACUCGGAGCACCUCAGCCGGGUGCUUAUAGCUCGCCUUAUGCAAGGCCGCCCCCAUCAGCGACUCCGCCGAUUAAGAAUGAGGACGGACAUGCCCCUGCAGCGGUACCGCCUGCUCAGCAGCCUGCGGCCGCGCCAAUUGCAGCGAAGACUGUUCCUGGACCUGUAUCAAUAUCACAGCAUCCUGUUGCUGCCGUUGCUGCCGUUGCUCCUAUUGCUCCUGUUGCUCCUGUCGCUCCUGUCGCUGCCGCUCCAAGCCGUCCCGCAGCGACUCCGACACCCACCACCCCAGCUCGACCCGUCAUCGAACCCCGUCUCCUCACAGCAGUUGUCGGCCUUAAGAAUGGCCUCGUCGAAAACCUCAAGAAGGCCCGCAACCCCAAGGCCGAGGCCAUCGUCAUGUCAGCCCUCAACCGCUGCAUCGGGCUCAAGAAGGAGGCCACUGAGAACGACAAGAUGGAGACUAUCUGCAUGAAGGGUAUCCGCCAGGUCAUUGACGGAUUUACAAAAACCAAGAGCCCAACACCUGGAGCCGGCCCAUCAUCUUCGGAUGCGCCACCCAUCUUCGAAGCCAAGGUCCUCGCCUCCCUCACCGGCUUCAAGGACGUCUCCAUCAAGGCGCUCAAGGCCAAACUCGGCGAGUCCAAGGCCGAGGCUGUCACCCUCUCAGCCAUCGACCGUGUUCUUGGCCUCGCCGACGCCAGCAUCGUUCCCCCACCCGCCGAAGGCGAGCCCUCUGUUGGCAACUUUGAGGGGGUCGAGCAACAUCUCAUUAAGUCGAUCCGCCAGCUUCUCACGGGUAUGAACCAAAAGCUUCAGGGUGUCGGUGCCUAGAGCCAAUGCAUCCUGACUGGACCCAAGCGAAUCUGACAUGAGCGGAUGAUAUGGAAUGGAAUGGAAAUGGGACAAGUUGACGAUAUUCUGCUUUUUGGGGGGCGUUUUUUAACGGUCUAAUGAGUAUGACUGGAGCUGGAUAGGUAGCUUUUAAUGGCCUGUCUUGUUAGAACGGGAACCAAGCACCGGGCUUUUGUUUUCCAUGCGGCAGUUAUAGCUCGAUAGAGGUGGGCGAACCUCUUGGGGGAAUUCAUUCUACUUCUUUUCGGCUUCUACGAUAUACCUCUAGAGCAAGCAGACAUCUAGCCAAAACAACGUAUGAUACUUCGUACAUUGCGCCCUCUUGUCUGUCUACUGUGUCUCCCAUGUUCAUACAAACCAUUCACUCGCCCUCCACUAUACAACCCAGGCUUGGUAAACGUGUCAAAC
This is a messenger RNA of Ilyonectria robusta, 4234 nucleotides long. RefSeq lists its product as uncharacterized. Gene Ontology annotation, biological process: regulation of ribosomal protein gene transcription by RNA polymerase II. Gene Ontology annotation, molecular function: protein binding; sequence-specific DNA binding; DNA-binding transcription factor activity. Gene Ontology annotation, cellular component: nucleus. Bases 116 to 3805 code for a protein of 1229 amino acids. NCBI's taxonomy places the organism in Eukaryota, Fungi, Ascomycota, Sordariomycetes, Hypocreales, Nectriaceae. The record is from RefSeq and is a predicted model, not a curated record. The transcript has a single exon.